UUUUCCGGCUCAAGGAUGUUUCCGGUUCAAAGUUAUGACUUGACUGGUGUUUUGGACUUGUCUAGUAGGAAUAGAGGCCUGGAUUUUAGCAAGUUUAUAAUGGGCGUAAUAACCAAAUGAUUGGAUUAUUUUAGUCGUUCAUCUAUUUCAGCUUCAGUGGUCAGAUGCUGCAAUUGACACACCGUGAAUGGCAUAUCUGUUAACAGCUGGGCCAGCUAACAUCUUCCUUUGGAUUUGCAUUUUGAGUCCACAAUGGGUAGCCACUUCCGAAGCUACAUCUGGGACCCUGUCCUCAUUGUGUUUCAAAUUGUGUUGAUGCAAUGCAUCUACUACAGCUUUCUCGGCUUGUGGUUGGCAGGAGUGGACUGUCUUGUACCAACACAUUGCUCACUGGACCAGAUCUUCAGCCAUGAACUCCUUGGUUUUGCAUCGAUACUGGGCAGGCUCUCAAUGAUGGCGUUCGUUCUGAACUCUCUUACCUGUGCUCUGGGCUUGUGGUUCUUCAUCCGCCGGGGCAAGCAGUGCCUGGACUUCACCGUCACGGUGCACUUCUUCCAUUUGAUCAUCUGUUGGAUCUAUAAUGCUCGCUUUCCCUCCUCGCUGUCGUGGUGGCUCGUCAACUUGGCCUGCAUGGCGUUGAUGGCGGUCAUCGGCGAGUACUUGUGCAUGCGGACUGAGCUCAGGGCCAUCCCAGUCAAUUCUGGACCCAAGUCGAACCUUUGAAUUGUUUUCGUGGCACCCUGCUGAAAAUGGACAGUUUGACACGUCUUGGACGAACCUUUCUCACAGGGCGACAAAGAAAGCGAACAUGGCACAUGCAUUGGACUGAUUUUUGUGGAUCUGCUGUACAUCAAAUGGUCUAUUUAUUAUUGACUUUCCAUUCAACUAUGGACUGUUUUGUUCUGUGCAGGAAUUAAGACAGACUUAAAUGUGUCUCAGAGAGGAUGUUGGCUGCAUGUCCUCUUUGCUAUUUUUUUUUCUUUUGCUUAAAUAGAUUUGCUCUGGGUGGGGGUGUUAACUUAAUUAUAGUCAAACAUCUGUGACUGCAAGCUGGUUUGAGUUGACAGCAAACAUUGGAGCAAACAUUACAUAAAAAAUAUGCUAGUUAACAGGUGAACCGAUCAUGGUCAAAUUGAGCUUGUAAAAACUUUUUUUUUUAACCAAGUGUGUUUAUCAUUUACCACAGCAAGCAUUUGUUUCUCCCUUCCUUUGUCAUCAUAUUCUUUAUUAGGGCACCACGACAGUCUCUCUGGGACGGCUUUGACAGCCACAAGCUGUGUCCUGACAGCACAAUAUGUCUCUUCUAGAAAAUGCCGUCACUUUUUGAGGAGCUGCAACAAUGGAAGAAUCUUUAUAUAUGAGAUGCAAAUAGUUCAGGAACAGUUUCAGCAUUUUUUUUUAAAUGCGCUUUGAAAAAUCAUGAUAUUCCUAAUUUACACCGUAUGGUUUGACGGUACAGCUUUACAUUCUUUUUUUUUUUUGGUUUAUAAGAACUAAGUCAUAAUGUGAGAAGAAUGAAGCAGUCAUGCUAUUACAAGAAAUAAAUCUAGCUGUAUUAGGUUUUCUCACAAAGACUGAAGCAAUAAUUUAGAAAUUCUUGGGUUUCUUUUAUCAUGUAACUGCAAGUGCUUUUAACAAAUAUUUAACGCAACUAAGAGAGUGUCCCGAUCAAAAAAAACAUGACAGGUCUCAAGAGACAGACUAUGGCUGUUAGUUGCUGUGACUUGUGUUUAUAUUUUUGUGGGGGUUUUUUUCUUCCUUCCUACCUACAUACAACGUUUUUCCUGAAAAAGAAAACUUGGACAACUUCUUGAACUGCAGCAUUAUCAUUACUCAUACUCAUUCUCAUGACAUUAUUCACAUGACUUCACUAUUUCCUCUCAUAAUUUUACUUUUACAUUGCUGCCGUAAUCGUAUGUUGUACAGUUAUGCUCAACGCAUGGAUUGUUUUCCCCCCCAAAUAUCCAAUACCACUCUGCAUCUUGAUAUAACAACUCUGGUUUAGGUGUUAUUACCGAUUUGUCUUACUGUUUAUUGUGCAUGUUAAAUUGCUCCAUGUACAGCACUUUGUAUGCAGCGAUGGCUGUUGGAAAGUGCUCUAUAAAUACUGUUGACUUGACUUGAGUACAAAGAAGCUUAGAGGCGGACCUAUUGAGAUUUUUUUUUUAAAUGGCUGUUUUUAAUAAAACACAGUUCAUGGUG
Messenger RNA from Hippocampus zosterae (dwarf seahorse), 2202 nucleotides. It is a transcript of the gene sys1, whose product is annotated as SYS1 golgi trafficking protein. The transcript has 4 exons. NCBI's taxonomy places the organism in Eukaryota, Metazoa, Chordata, Actinopteri, Syngnathiformes, Syngnathidae. The coding region runs from base 253 to 723 and encodes 156 amino acids. Gene Ontology annotation, biological process: protein localization to Golgi apparatus; Golgi to endosome transport; Golgi to plasma membrane protein transport. The record is from RefSeq and is a predicted model, not a curated record. Gene Ontology annotation, cellular component: Golgi membrane; trans-Golgi network.